AGCCUAUCCAAAAUCCGCAGACCGGAGCGGCAGCGAGAGAAGCCAUGGCGCUGUCCCUCUCCCUCGCGCGCGCCGCGCCCCUCGCCGUCUCCGCGGGCGCCGGGGCCAGGAGGCUCCCUGCCGCCAGCCUCGCCUUCCCGCCCAAGUCCUUCUUCGGCGCGCCGCUCGCCGCCACCGCCGCCUCCGUCACGUCGCCGCUCCCGCGCAAGCCGGCCACCUCCACCUCGCUCGCGGUCGUCGCGGCCGGGAAGAAGGGGUACAAGAUGAAGACCCACAAGGCGUCGGCGAAGCGGUUCCGGGUGACGGGGAGGGGCAAGAUCGUGCGGCGGUGCGCCGGGAAGCAGCACCUGCUCGGCAAGAAGAACACCAAGCGCAAGAAGAGGCUCUCCAAGAUGGUCCAAGUAAACAAAAGUGACUACGACAAUGUGACAGGCGCACUGCCCUACCUCAAAGUGAAUAGGAAAGCAGACUGAGUUCUUCGUGGUCUUGAAAAGCCAUUCUGUUUCAUUCCACCAACCUGUAAUUUUGUGUAUCUUCUGCUGUAUUUCCUUUCAAAUAUGGAGGCCGUAAUUCAUUUCAAGAAAGCAUAAACAACUCUUCGUAUCAACAGAGUGCACUGCUAGUUGUAGUUGUUUUUGGUUGCAAAUUUUUGCAAAGAGGACUGGCACGUGGCACUCGAGCCAGAUCUUAGUAACCUGUUGUGGAUCUAAAUAGUGUCCUGUAUUGAAUCUAAAGCUGAAGGUGGUUUCAUCUGUAUUGGCUGCCAAAAUGUGGCCACCUUUUCCUUUA
This is a messenger RNA of Panicum hallii, 789 nucleotides long. RefSeq names its product 50S ribosomal protein L35, chloroplastic. NCBI's taxonomy places the organism in Eukaryota, Viridiplantae, Streptophyta, Magnoliopsida, Poales, Poaceae. Gene Ontology annotation, molecular function: structural constituent of ribosome. The record is from RefSeq and is a predicted model, not a curated record. The coding region runs from base 45 to 473 and encodes 142 amino acids. Gene Ontology annotation, cellular component: large ribosomal subunit; ribosome. Gene Ontology annotation, biological process: translation. The transcript is spliced from 3 exons.